UCCCAAUGGCUAGAGCUGAGGCAUUUAACUUGGUGCCACUGAAGGGGGCAGAGCUGGGCUGCUCAAGUGCCCCGCACGCCCCGGCUAGGGCAAGAAGCUGCCUCUGGCUUUUCAGGGCGGCUGUUGUCCCGCAGGCUAAGGGCAGGGGCAGGGCUCCAGCAGCAAGUUGCACUCCGGCCAGCAGAGAAGGGAAGGAAGGGGGUUUGUCUCGUGCCUGUAACCCCCAGCUCCCAAGUGACGAUGCUCUCCAGACUCUGGUGGAGCGGGGUGACCCCCCAGCUGCUCCUGGUGCUGCUGCUGCCGCCGCAUCUUCCUCCGGUUCAGAGCCACAGGGCUACUGGGCCCCGGUUUUUAAUAAGCGACCGUGACAGAGACCCACAAUGUAACCUCCACUGCUCCAGGUCCCAGUCGAAACCCCUCUGCGCCUCAGAUGGCAGGACUUACGAGUCAAUGUGUGACUACCAGAGAGCCAAAUGCAGGGACUCAGGUCUGAGUGUAGUGCAUCGAGGCAGAUGCAAAGAUGCUGGCCAAAGUAAGUGUCGAUUAGAGAGGGCUCAGGCACUGGAACAGGCCAAGAAACCCCAGGAAGCGGUCUUCAUUCCAGAAUGCAAUGAGGAUGGAUCAUUCACACAAGUGCAAUGCCAUACCUACACCGGAUACUGUUGGUGUGUCACUCCCGAUGGCAAACCCAUCAGCGGCUCUUCUGUACAGAAUAAAACUCCUGUAUGUUCAGGUUCAGUAACUGAUAAGCCAUCGAGCCAGGGUAACUCGGGGAGGAAAGUUUCUUUUCGGUUCUUUUUAACUCUCAAUUCAGAUGAUGGUUCGAAGCCCACGCCCACCAUGGAGACCCAGCCGAUUUUUGAUGGUGAAGAAAUCACAGCUCCCACACUUUGGAUCAAGCACUUGGUCAUCAAAGAUUCCAAACUGAACAGCUCUAGUAUGAGAAACUCAGAGAAAGUUCACUCCUGUGACCAGGAGAGACAGAGUGCCUUGGAGGAGGCAAGGCAGAACCCCCGUGAGGGUAUUGUCAUCCCAGAGUGUGCUCCUGGCGGGCUGUACAAACCAGUGCAAUGUCAUCAGUCCACGGGGUACUGCUGGUGUGUCCUGGUGGACACGGGGCGCCCCUUGCCUGGUACUUCUACACGCUAUGAGACCCCAGUGUGUGAAACUGACGCCAGAUCGAAGAGCACAGAGAUUGACGAUCCAUUCAAGGACCGAGAGCUUCCAGGCUGCCCAGAAGGGAAGAAAGUAGAAUUUAUUACCAGCUUACUGGACGCUCUGACUACGGACAUGGUACAAGCCAUUAACUCAGCCGCACCUGCUGGAGGUGGAAGGUUCUCUGAGCCGGAUCCCAGCCACACGCUGGAGGAGCGGGUAGUACAUUGGUACUUCAGCCAGCUGGACAACAAUAGCAGCAAUGACAUCAACAAGCGGGAGAUGAAGCCCCUUAAGCGGUAUGUGAAGAAGAAAGCCAAGCCCAAGAAAUGUGCUCGACGCUUCGCCGACUACUGCGACCUCAACAAGGACAAGUCUAUCUCGCUGCAGGAGCUGAAGGGGUGCUUGGGAGUCAGCAAGGAAGGAGGUAGUGCUAGCAGUUUCCCCCAUGGAAAAAGACAAGGCAUUAACCCUUUCAUAGGACGCCUGGUCUAGGAGCAGAUAUGAGUAGAAGACAGGAGGCCACCCGAAGGACGGACAGACGGACACCCGGCUGCAAUGUGGCAUUGGCAACAUCCAGUGUAGCAGAAGUGGCACCCAGAACGUUUGCACUUUUUUUAAUGAUUGGUUGUUUGUUUUUUUUCUUUAAUGCCAUUAUCUAAUACUUUGGGGGAAGGGGAAUGAGAGCAUGACUUUAAAAAAAAAACAUUUGGACAGCUACUGACAACUUAAGUUUCUGAGUUCACGGGGACUCGAGAAGAGAGAGAUUUUUAUAUACUGUAUAUAAAUAUAUAUGUAAAUUGUACAGUUGUCUUGUACAGGGGUUGGGGUUGCUGUUUGGUCCCUUCCCUCGAUUUCAUAGGCUGUUAGGGUUAAAGGGACACCUUGACUUCUGGAAUCCAGUAAUGCAGUGAUGUCUGCAACCGAUCCAUCCUCUGGCCACAAAUUGCUCUCUCUUUCUAGCACCUCCGUGUGCAUAAAAGCAAGUGUAUUGCCACAGCUUAUGCUCACAGAUGUGCACUGCAGGUCCCACUCAUGCAGUAGGCCAGAUGCUUCUUGGGAGUUACUGAAUACACCCAGCUGCCACUAGAGUUGAGGGCCCCCUGCAGUAUGCAGGAUUGGGCCCUUGAGAGAGCAGCGCUCCUUUCCAUCAACAAACUGCAGAUAAGCGAGCAGGAAUGGGUGCAAAGUUCAAACCUGAAUCACGGGAGGCACAAAGAUAGCUCCAAGAGCACAAGGAGGGGUGCCAACAGUAGGGGGGCUCAGCAUAGGCCCCAGCUGUGCCUUCCCUGUACUCCAGUGGCACUAAAGUCCUGCAUCUUCAUGUAUCACAGAGUGAUCAUAGAAAUACCCUCUACCAUAUAUAAGAAUAAUACAAAAGACAAAGCAUGACGUAGCUCUGCUGUGCUCCUGCAGGCUGCUUAAUGCUACAGAUGACAGCACAUAUGUCAACACAGAAAGGUACAGCCAGAGGCCUGUCUCUGGGAGUCUAGUUUCAUCUCUGUCAUUUUAGCCCAGGCCCAUUAGGAAGGCAUUGUUCAUUACAACCUGAACAAUAGCUGCUCGUACCAUGGGUUCCUGUGCUUGCUGUGUGUGAAUCCGUAACUAUCUUCCCAUGCAGUAGUGUGAUAUAUCACAGUUACCACCUCACAUCAGUCUCUGUUCUGAUGUCUCUAGUGUAAGCCGUAAUGAUGCACACUAUUAAAGCCCUGGCAAUGGCUCAGCUUGAACAGGCUGCUGCAUUCAGAGAUUACAGUGACCGUUUCAGCGGGUGGUGCUGGGCCGAAGUUAGUGUCUUGUUCGUCUUGGUUAGACACACGUGUAAAAUCUGUGGAGGGACAGAAUCAUCCAGGUCUGUGCACUAGACAGUGGGGUGCGUGGAGCAUGAUGGGAAGCAGCAGCGCUUUCCUGCUUUGUGCAGCUCUAGCCUGUUUGGCGCACGUUGGUGGGGGGCAUUAUUUACAGCAGCCUCUCAGAUGUCAGACAUGUCAUGCUCUCCUGCCACUCCUAUUUGGACUGCAACCUUUGUCCUCUGCUUUCAUGCACACAUUCUCUAUCUAAACUAGGGUUGCCAACCCUCCAGGAUUGUCCUGGAGUCUCCAGGAAUUAAAGAUUAUGUCAUGUGAUGAAGCCUCCAGGAAUUCAUCCAACCGAAACUGGCAACUCUCUACUACCCGCUGCCUGCAUUCUGCUCCAGUAGGGGAAGCAACUCUCUGGUGACAUUGUUAUCCAUGUACUUCGGCUGUUUGGCUCACAAUGGGGCUGCUGUGUUAUUGCAUAUAAUGUGGUGAACAGGAUUUCUCAUCUCUCUCACCUGUACACCUGCAAUGUGUAAUCUACUCUCAGGCUAAUGAGAAAUGGUAGGCAGGCACCAAUUUGUACAGUGUUUGUGUGGUCUGGGUUUGAAACUAGUCCUGAUUUGGACAGUGGCAAAGCUAUCCGUGCAAUACCAUUGAAGUGUCCUGACAUGGAUCCUGCUGAUAGUGCCAGGCAUCGUGCCAUGCUGUUGUAGGGUGACCCCAGAACAUUGAUUCACAGCAGCACUGCGUUGUGGCAGAGAGGCCUGGCAUCGCACUGGGCUGCGUGGCUUUGUGACAUGGUGUUGUGAUGUAGCACACUCACAGAGUGCUGCGGUGACAUCACUUGGUGACAGCAGUGUGUGUGCUGAACUUGCAUCACAACCCAAAUGUCCCGACAUCUUGACACAGCAAGUUCACACCAUACUGUUCACUAAUUAAAUAUUCAGAGGGAGCAGGGCUCGAUUGCAAAAACAAAUUGCUCAUUGGAUUCCAGAGCUUGGGACCUUCUGGAGGAGAGCAGGAUUGAAGCUGGGUUAAAGUGUUUGGUCUGGAUUAAAAAAUCAACAACAACAAACUCAUGACAAGUGUCUCCCUGAAGCACAAAUCUCACAAACCCACCAUAAAGAAGAACUGUUGUCUUUAGUGAACAGCAGCGCCCGCUGCUGGCUUCUCAUUGUAAAUUACAUACAUUGAAUGUGCUCUUCUGCCUUUUCCUUUUUAUACUUUGGGGAAGGGGGUAUGUGUACAUUGAAAUGAUUUGGUUUGGUGUACAAUGAGAAAUGUCAGUUUCCUCCUCUAAUCCUGUUGUAGGAGUGAAGAAUGAACCCAUCUUUGUAAAAACUCCUUUUCUUUGUAUACUAGUUUUAGGAAUGAUAAGCUCUGGCUGCCGUUCUCACUUAUAGCUACAGCCAGCACGAGCAGAGGGUUGGAUGCCAGGGUGGGCUUUCUCAUAUGGUCUCUGAGAGCAGCAAAUCUUCAGCAGCAGAAGCGGGCUGGUAGAGGUGGUCACUGCCUGUUUGCUCAGGGCAGUAAAACCCCCUAAAUCCAGUCUUGGUGGCUGACACUCUUAAAACUCAUUGCAUCUUUUCUGCUGGAAACUUUAAGCCAGUGAGCUCACAUUGCCUAUUGCCAUGUAAAUCCUUCUGCAACCUUUGUCCUGCUGUCGGCCCUGCCUCCCUUCUCUCUAAAGGAUGCUUAAAAAACAUACCGCACGUACUGUCUGCAAGUUAAUAGUCUGGGCGCCUCUUCAAGGAAGCCAAGCUAUUACCUGUUUGUAGGGCCAGCCUCAGAACCUGUGAGGUCCUAGGUGAAAUCUGCCAGGGGGUUGCCUUCCGGCCUGGUUCUGCUGAUGGAAUGGGAAUCGAGCAGUACACUGCUUCCCCUUCCCUUCCCACUGGAGAAUGAGUCGCAGCACUCUGAGUUGGUGGGUUUACGUAGGGUCCGGAGCAGUUUCUUGCAUGGCUUGUGCUUCACAUUACUGUGUGUGCAUGAGGCUCUGAGUGAUUCUGUGCAGCUGGACCAUAAUUACACAAUAAAUGUGGUCUAGCUUUUUGUGUGUUGGACAGUCACACAGACUCCUGGCCCUGUGGCCUAAAUCAGUCAUUCAGUUGUCCAUAUCGAAACUGCACAAUGGCUGCUGCUCUCUGCCAGUUCUCCUAGAACUAAAACUAGCAAUGUAAGCAGCAAGUCCUCCAGCAGCAAUGCUACCGUUCCCACCAGAGAACCGAGUGCCACCCCUGUCUGUCAGGGGGUAGAGCCGAGCACAUCCUUCCCCAGCAGCCAGGACAAGGGAGAAGAGGCCAGGGGCCCCAUAGAGUAAGUCCACAUCCAGCACUGGUCCUGUUAGAGGGGGAGAUACUUCCUUGUUCACUGAUGACCAGUGAAGUAAAUUUGGUAUUGUCUCCCCCAGCAGUUCUGUUUACAGCAUUGUUCAUUCGGCUGAAAGGUGGCUGGUUGGUUUUGGUUUUGUAAUAAAAUAUAGAUAAAUGUUG
This is a messenger RNA of Chelonia mydas (Green sea turtle), 5446 nucleotides long. It is a transcript of the gene SMOC1, whose product is annotated as SPARC related modular calcium binding 1. The coding region runs from base 241 to 1650 and encodes 469 amino acids. Lineage: Eukaryota; Metazoa; Chordata; Testudines; Cheloniidae. Gene Ontology annotation, cellular component: basement membrane. The record is from RefSeq and is a predicted model, not a curated record. Gene Ontology annotation, molecular function: heparin binding; calcium ion binding; protein binding. The transcript is spliced from 13 exons. Gene Ontology annotation, biological process: extracellular matrix organization.